CCCAGAAUCCUUUUCUACCCAUGCGUCACGCGGAUUAACCGGAAGAGACGGUAUGGCUCAUUUCUAGAAGAUACUGUUUAGGUUGUGGUGACAACACAACUCCAGAUGGAGAUGGAGUCUAAGACGUUCUCAGCCGCCAUGGCUGACACCUUAAUAGUGUCAGAGACCAGAGAAACUACCACAGACCCUGAGGAUGACUGUUUCUAUGACUGUGAGGACACGUUGCCUGGAGAAGAUGGACACACUGAUGUUAAACGCACAGAGAGGGAGCACAGAGACGAGCUGGAGUCAGAUGACAGGACAGAAAAUGAGAGAAUAGAAAACAUGGAUGGCAUUGACCGGUUGUGUUUGGAUAACACAUCAGAAGAGGAUUCUGAAGGGCUCGAGGACAGUUCGGCUGAAAAGAGACACGACUCAUUAACAAGAGACCUGGAUCCUGAGAAAGACAACGAUGAGGAGAAUUGGGAGAGGUUUGUGGAGAGCGAUGAGCAGAGAGAGGGCGACUCUGAUUCAGAAUUUAAAGAGGAGACGGUCAAGGUGAAUGAGUAUGAUGAGGAAUAUCUGCGUGAGCAGGAGAAAGACCUGACGGAAGAAGAAAAAGAGAGCAGAAGAAAGGAGAGUUUAGAGCUGAAGGAGAAGGGCAACACACAAUUUAAGAGUGGAGAGCAUGUAGAGGCUGAAGAGUCUUACACGGCCGCUCUGAAAGUGUGUCCUGUGUGCUACAGUAAAGAGAGAUCCAUACUCUUCUCUAAUCGAGCUGCUGCACGCCUGCAUCAGGAUAAAAAAGACAGUGCUAUCAGUGACUGCUCUAAAGCCAUAGAACUAAAUCCAAAUUAUGUCCGUGCCAUUCUGCGGAGAGCAGAACUCUACGAGAAGACAGACAAGCUCGAUGAAGCUCUAGAGGACUAUAAAACUGUCUUGGAGAAAGACCCGGGCAUCCCUGCAGCUAGAGAAGCCUGUAUGCGAUUGCCACGGCAAAUUGAGGAGCGAAACGAGAAGCUGAAAGAAGAGAUGAUGAGUAAGCUGAAGGACUUAGGCAACAUGAUUUUACGACCCUUUGGUCUCUCCACCUCCAACUUCCAGGUCAACCAAGAUACCAACACAGGAUCCUACUCCGUUAAUUUUGUUCAGAAUCCCAAUAACAACAACAGUUGACAACAUUCAGAGUCUUUUUAUAGAGUGGCACAAUAGUGAACUGCCCCAAGUAUCCAGUCCCUCUCUGACUGUUCAAUCAUAUGCCCAGUCUGCACUAAUUCAUUGAUGCAAGUAAUGUAAACCUUUUUUUUUUCUUCCAUUGACCAUGGUUUUUGUUUUUUGGGGAAUUUGUAAACCUGUAUUAUAUAGAGAUUCAGUUUUUUGGCAUGCCAGAAUGUUACAUUUGCUGUGAAGCUGGUGUCAGUGAUCCAGACUGUCAAUCAUGAGCAAUGAGAUAAUGAGCCUUCAUCGCGUCACCCUAACCUGCGUUCACAUUAAACCAGUGGAU
This is a messenger RNA of Onychostoma macrolepis, 1483 nucleotides long. It is a transcript of the gene ttc1, whose product is annotated as tetratricopeptide repeat domain 1. Lineage: Eukaryota; Metazoa; Chordata; Actinopteri; Cypriniformes; Cyprinidae. Bases 106 to 1155 code for a protein of 349 amino acids. The record is from RefSeq and is a predicted model, not a curated record. The transcript has 8 exons. Gene Ontology annotation, molecular function: protein binding.